Mytilus trossulus (common blue mussel) is the source of this 537-nucleotide messenger RNA. RefSeq lists its product as uncharacterized. The record is from RefSeq and is a predicted model, not a curated record. The transcript is spliced from 3 exons. Lineage: Eukaryota; Metazoa; Mollusca; Bivalvia; Mytilida; Mytilidae. The coding region runs from base 1 to 537 and encodes 178 amino acids.
AUGCAGACCAUAUCUAACAAUGAUGAUCCAACACGAAUGGGAAAUCUUCAACCUCAACAAAUAGCCCAUGUGAAUACAUUUAAAAAUUUGGGUACUCUACAGAUUGUGCUCGGCGGAAUAAUAGCAUUCCUUACUCUAGUGGAUUUAAUAGGAGUGGCUUUUAUGUUCGUAUAUCUCUUACCAACAUUAAUCUGCUCUGGAUGGCAGUACACGAAAGGGUGGUUUAUUCUAUCAUUUAUCAUUAGCGUAUUGUCUGUACCUGCCAUAAUAGUUGCAUUUGUGUCAGCUUCCUAUUGUUGCUGUUGUUGGGGAACACAAAGUCAGCAGAGGUGUCCUAGUGUGAGCCCUUCACAACCUGCACCUACAAAUCAAAUUCAGCCAACGAACAUGUUAUCAUUAAUCAAUACGACCGGAAAAACAGUACCGGAUCCUGAAGCUCAACAGUACAAUUCUGUUGGCGGAACUGAUCAAGAGUUUGGUUAUCCACAGAAUCCAAACGUCUCUAACUCUUAUCCACCAACAUAUAUAAACGCCUAA